GCCGGGCCCUGGCGGGGCGGGCAGCUGGCUUCCCGCGGUUUGAAGUUACUGCUCGCGAGGGUGUGUGUGUGUGUGUGUGUGUGUGUGGGAGGAGUGUUCCUUAAAGCGCCAGCCUCCGUGUGUCCUUUUGUUCCGCGACCGCAGGGCGGGGUGGCUCAACUUUCCCCGUCUUCUUGUCUGCCCUCCGGAACGGCCAUGAUUUCCCAGUUCUUCAUUCUGUCGUCCAAGGGGGACCCGCUCAUCUACAAAGACUUCCGCGGGGACAGCGGUGGUCGUGAUGUGGCCGAGCUCUUCUACCGGAAGCUGACGGGACUGCCUGGAGGCGAGUCCCCGGUUGUCAUGUAUCACGAUGACCGUCAUUUCAUUCACAUAAGACACAGCGGUCUCUAUUUGGUGGCCACCACCUCAGAAAACGUCUCUCCUUUCAGUCUCCUGGAGCUGCUUUCCCGGUUAGCCACGCUGCUGGGUGACUACUGUGGCUCGCUCAGUGAGGGGACCAUCUCACGCAAUGUGGCUCUCGUCUACGAACUUCUGGAUGAAGUGCUGGAUUAUGGCUAUGUGCAGACUACAUCCACAGAAAUGCUGAGGAACUUCAUCCAAACUGAAGCCGUGGUCAGCAAGCCCUUCAGCCUCUUUGACCUCAGCAGUGUGGGACUGUUUGGGGCGGAGACACAGCAGAGCAGAGUGGCCCCAAGCAGUGCAGCCAGUCGCCCGGUCUUGUCCAGCCGUUCUGACCAGAGCCAGAAGAAUGAAGUGUUUUUAGAUGUUGUGGAGAGGCUGUCUGUGCUGAUUGCGUCUAAUGGCUCAUUGUUGAAGGUGGAUGUCCAAGGAGAGAUCCGGCUCAAGAGCUUCCUUCCCAGCGGUUCUGAGAUGUGCAUUGGCUUGACAGAAGAAUUCUGUGUGGGAAAGUCGGAACUGAGAGGUUAUGGGCCAGGAGUUCGAGUUGAUGAGGUGUCAUUCCACAGCUCUGUCAAUCUAGAUAAGUUUGAGUCUCAUCGGAUCCUCCGCCUGCAGCCACCGCAGGGCGAGCUGACUGUGAUGAGGUACCAACUCUCUGAUGACCUCCCCUCACCACUCCCCUUUCGGCUCUUUCCCUCUAUACAGUGGGACCGGGGCUCAGGCAGACUCCAGGUUUACCUGAAAUUACGAUGUGACCUGCCCCCAAAGAGCCAAGCCCUCAAUGUUCACCUGCAUCUCCCCCUACCUCGUGGGGCAAUCAGCCUGUCCCAGGAACUGAGCAGCCCAGAUCAGAAGGCAGAGCUGGGAGAAGGAGCCCUCCACUGGGACCUGCCCCGGGUACAAGGAGGCUCUCAGCUCUCAGGCCUUUUCCAGAUGGAUGUCCCUGGCUUGCAGGGACCUCCCAGCCAUGGGCCCUCCCCUUCGGCGCCACCCUUGGGCCUGGGUCCUGCCAGCCUCUCCUUUGAACUCCCUCGGCACACAUGCUCCGGCCUCCAGGUUCGGUUCCUCAGACUGUCCUUUAGCACUUGUGGUAGUGCCAACCCUCACAAGUGGGUACGACAUCUGAGCCACAGCAAUGCCUACGUAAUUCGGAUUUGAAGCUCCCCAAACAAGGAUAUGAACAGCAAUCUCAGCACAGUUGAACGGGAAGAAGACAUUUUCUUUCUCGUGACUUUGGAUCUGGACAGGAAGAGUCCCAAGACCAGGAAGGUUCCAUGGACUCACCCCUUCUGCUGUUACGUGACUCAGGGAGGCUCACGAACUUACAAAUCCAACUUUUAUUCUGAGGAACUUACUGUACAGUAUCUAAAAAGAAAAGUCACUAGGGGAAACAGCUUA
Molecule: messenger RNA, 1797 nt
Organism: Meriones unguiculatus (Mongolian gerbil)
Lineage: Eukaryota; Metazoa; Chordata; Mammalia; Rodentia; Muridae
Gene: Ap4m1
Product: adaptor related protein complex 4 subunit mu 1
Exons: 15
Coding region: 196-1557 (453 amino acids)
Biological process (GO): Golgi to lysosome transport; protein targeting
Cellular component (GO): clathrin adaptor complex; trans-Golgi network; cytoplasmic vesicle
Source: RefSeq, a predicted model, not a curated record